UUGAUAAACAUGAUCAAAUGUUGAGUUACUAUUGUGCUGAACAUAAAACAUUAAGGUGGUAUAAAAAAGUUAUCAUUCAUGUAAUUCAAAUUAAUAUAAUCAAUGCCUUUUUAAUGUUUAAUUUAGACAGAGAAACAAAAAUUAGUUUGUAUGACUUCAGGCUUCAAAUUAUUGAGUUUCUCUUGCCUAAGAAACCAAGCGUAGAAAGACAUUCUGUGCCAGGUAGGGUUCAUGUUCCUGACCAUUUGCCUAAAACAGGUGGAAAAAAAUUUAGGAAAAGAUGUAGGCAGUGUUAUAAUACAACAAAAAAAAGAGUGCAAGUUUAUUUUGGUUGCCCAGAUUGCCCAGACUUUCCUGGGUUAUGUCUGGGGAAUUGUUUUAGAGCAUACCACAAUUAUUAAACUAAUUAAUUUUUUCUUUGUUGAUUAGUCAUCACCAUAAUAUGACUGCCAUAAGAAUACGAUUAUAAUAUACCAAUUAUUGUAAAAUAUUUGUACCUGAUUUUUAUAAAUAUGAUUCUUGUAAUUAUUAUUAUUAAUAAAUGUCUUGUUUAUUAUCUUUCUUUAUUUUUUCCCUUCGUAUUGUAUAACAGUAUUAAUUAGUUUUUCAUAACACUCCAAACGUUUGUCGGCUGGUACAUUUCUCAACCGAAAAGCAAGCAUUAUGCCUAAAUCAUGCUCAAACUGAGCAUAAAUUGGAGGCAACUCAUCUUGUGUAUUCAAUUCUGCUGUAAAAUCCUUAGAGAAUAAUGCAUUAAAAUAUUUUUUUGCUGCACAGCAAACAUGUUCUGAUUUUUUUUCUAUAGAGACCUCAUUAUUCAUUUUAUUUUCAUUCUUAAGAUAACAUUUUUUUCCUUUCAAUAUGUUCGUCUUCAUCAGAGUCCAGAAUUUCUUCAAUGCUAGUAUCUGAACUGUUAUUAGAAACUACAUUGCAACUAUUCCGAGAUUCAGUGAAUUGACGCUUCUUUGGUAUACUUUUUUCCAAAAUCGAUUGACUAGAGUUUGGAAAACUUUGGUUUUCUUUCUCGUCAUUUUGUUGAUCAUAGAAAUCAGUAAACAAUGCCUGGCUACAUUCAGUAAAAUCGUCGUUCUCCUGAUUAUCUACAAAUAAUAUUACAACAAUAAAUAAUGAUUGAAUACAUAUAGGUAAGGUUACUAAAAUGUUUACUACCUCUGCAAUAUUUAAUUAAAACGAACAAAUACUACCUUGAAACGCCAUAUUCACUUUUAAUAUUCACUACUUCGAAUAGGAGAACACAAUAAAACCUUGCUGGUUGUCAGACUGGCUCGAAUGACGGCGAAAAGCAUUAAAUCAUUACAGGGGCCAAUGACUCAACAGUUGAGUCAUCCUUCAGGGAGGCCGAUGACUCAAAUUGUGAGCCACCGACCAAUGUAUGGGGCCUGGCUGAAAUGUUCACGAAAAUGAAGGUGGCAAUGAAUCGGUUAAUGAAGAAGGGUUUUCCUUUAAAAAUUGAAAAUUUACAACGUAGUGUAUCGAAAUUUCUUGAAGAAAAUCCACGGCCAAAUCCUUUCAAGGAUAAUUAUCCUGGGGAUGGAUGGGUAAAAGCAUUUUUAAAGAGACACCCUAACAUUGUCCAACGGACUAGUGAAGGGGUUACGCAGUCAAGCGCUAACAUCUCCGAAAAAGACAUACGUAAAUGGUUUGCUGAGAUACACGAGUAUUUAAGAGAAAUUGGUCUUUGGCAAUUGUUAGAUGACCCUACUCGUGUGUUUAAUGGUGAUGAAAGUGGCUUUCAGUUGUGCCCAAAAACAGGGAAAGUACUAGCGGUCAAAGGAACUAAAAAUGUAUAUAGCAUAGACACUAAUAAUUCAAAAGAGUCAAUUACAGUCAUGUUUACAUUCUCAGCUUCUGGAAAAGCAUGUCCACCCAUGGUUGUCUACAACUACCAGCGAAUUCCCCAAAAAAUUUCUGAUGGGAUUCCAAAAGAAUGGGGUGUAGGGCGAAGUGAUAAUGGGUGGAUGACUUCAGAACUGUUUUUUGAGUACAUAGCAAAUGUUUUUCACCCAUAUUUACUCCAGACAGGCGUUACAUUGCCAGUUAUAUAUUUUCUUGAUGGACACAAAACCCACCUCACCUACAGUGUAAGUAAGUUAUGCAAAGAAUUGGGCAUUGAGCUAAUCGCGUUGUACCCGAACGCAACGCGCAUUCUACAGCCGGCUGACGUAGCUGUUUUUAGGCCGGUUAAGGCAGCUUGGAAAGAUACAGCAAGGACCUGGCUCUUGAAUAAUCCGGGAGAGUCAAUAACAAAGGUCAAUUUCGCUGGUAUCCUUGAUGAAGCUCUUAAAAAAUCUAUAAAGCCGGAAACUUUGAUCAACGGAUUCAAAGCCUGUGGGUUGGUGCCUUUUAAUCCUGAUGCGAUUGAUUACGAAAAAUGUUUGGGCAGGGAUAAGCAUAAUCAGACUAAGAACCCCCAACAUCAAGAACUUGUUUUAUCGUUUUCUCAAUUCCGCCAAAUAGUUGGAUUAACGAAACUAGCGCAGUUGGAAACUUACAAAAACGUAGAUAGUACGAAUGAAGAUUUCCAAAUUUUACAUAAUAUUUACGACGCUUUUACAUCAUCAUUUUCAAAUUUUGAAAGACGUCGUUCACCAAUACCUGAAACAUCAAUUAUUGCACAGGACUCUACUCAUCAAGCAUUUGAAACUAUUUCAGAGGUUCAAAAGAUACCACAAGAUGAUUUGAUACAAAUUUCAGAUCUAGUUGAUUCAAACUUAUCUUCCAAUGCUUUUACUAAGCAUUUUCAAGAUAUUCCUGCAGAACUAAAUAUGACUACCGAGAACUAUGAAUGUCAAGAAUUAAGGUCUGAUCCAGAGCACCCAAAAUUAAUGAUUCGCGAUAAUAAUUCAGCUACAGAACAACGUUCACAAGAUUUUGAACCAAUAAUACCAAUAGUUAAUACACCAGUCAAGGAAAAUACCAGAAAUACUCCUGUUUUACAAGAACAAGAAAAAAUAUCUGAUGAUGCAAGUUUACUUGAGAAAAGUCCUGCUUUUAAAAUUAUAUCUAACAGUCAAUUUGCCCCGUUUUUGACAAUGCCUAAAACACCUGAAAGAAAAGGUAAAAGGCAUACAGUAAGAUUUCCAUACGCAAUAACAUCAGACAAGUACAGAGCUAUGUUUAAUGAGCAAAAAGAGAAAAAAGAAUCAGAAUUGAAAAUAAAAGAAGAAAGAAAGAGAGUAAGAGAAGAAAACAAAAUAAAAAAGCAGAAUGAAAAAAACAAUAAUGUAAAGUCUGGUAGAAAGAAAAUGAAGGAAAGUACAAAUACCUGCAAAAUAUGUUCAAAACCUACAAAAACCAACAAUCGUUUGAUUUGCGAUAUGUGCUCCUCGAUAUUUCAUGUUAAAUGUGUUCCUAACAAACACCAAGAACAUGUACCAGAAGACAUAACUAUAGAUCUUUUUGUGUGCCACGUUUGUUACAGUGCAGUAAACAAUGAUGAAAAUGAAGAUGAGAUAAGCUUGGAAGAACAUUCUAACGAUGAAGCCAAUAGUAAUACCGAAGAAAACUUAGAGGCAGAAAUCCUUUUCGAUAUGUAUAAACAAGAAAUUCUGAAAAUGUAAUGUUUCUAGCAGUUUUCCUACCUACCUUUUUUUAAUUUAUUUUGCGAUCAAAAAAUACUAAAGUUUUUUUGUAACAAAGUUACUACAUUUCCAGAUGUUAUUUUUUUAAAUUUUUAUUAUGAUUUAUAACGUUCAAGACUGAUUAAAUUUUAGAAGUGAAUAAUUUGCAUAUGAUUUAGUUUUCAGUGGUGUUUGAGUAUUUUGAUAGUUAGAAAAGUAAUUUGUUUAGUAAUAAUAGUAAACAAAAUGUUCUCAUAGUGUUAUUAUUACGUGUUUAACUAUUAUUUCGCUAUAUUCAUUGACUGUCCAAUAAUUGCUUAAGAUUGUCCAAUAAAUAUAUUUUUUGUCCAAUAACUGUGUUUUUUGUUCAUUUAUUUUAAUAUAACAAUAUUAUUUGACUGAUUACAAGAAGUAAGAUUUUUGAAUGAUUCUUAUGAUAGCUUAUUUAAUAUACUUUCAAAAUAUUUUUACAGUUUCAAAGAUAUUGAAAUAGUCAAAGGAAAAUAAAUAUUCAAACUAUUUUGUUUCCUUAAUUGUCCAAUGACUGUCGGUUUACCCUAAAUAUAUUUAGAAUUUAGUGUUCAUGGCAUGUUUUCUAUAACCGUUCCAUUUUUCAAGAUGUGCUGGAGGCUGACGUAUAUAUAACUCUCCCCGAAAACUUUGAUAAGAGUGACAAAGAUGGUGGCAACGAAGAAUCGGCUGAUAUCAACUGCUUGUCUCGGCGCCAGUUAUUGGCAGAAGCAGAACUUAGGGCGAAGGUUUUAGUAGAAAGACGAAUAGAAGAAAUAGAGCUGUAGCAAGAAUCCCAAGAGAAAGAACCCAUUCCAAGUACUUCACAAAACCCACCACCAGAAAAAGAAGUAAUCAUACAGUUGCUAGGAAAUGGCGAAAUGUGGACAUCCCUCAAAAAGAAGAAAAAGAGUGGACACCUCCCAGUUUCCUGGAAGAUCUUCAUAAUCCAUUAAUUUUUUUUGAGUUGUUUUAUGAUGCGUGCGUGCAUAUUAUAACGUCAACAUUUGACUAAAGUGAACUAGUUCUUUCUCCACACACAAGAAAGAAAAUGGAAUACGCAUUAUUCGAAUUUUUAGAAUCCGACAAUACGGAAGCAAAUAUUUUAAGAAAGCGGCGGCGUCGUGUGGAGCUACGUUCUGAAUGUAAUCCUUUUGAUUUAGACGAUACGGAGUUUGUUAAAAGGUACCGUCUCACAAAAUAGCUGACACAUAAUCUGUGUGAUGAUUUGAGGCCUUUGAUGAAAACUCCAAAAAAACCUACAGACUUAUCAGUUGAAACAAAGGUAUGUUUUAUGACUCAGUCUUAUGGUCAACAGUUACAGUUACUGCUCAAAGUCAAUAGGUACCUUGACUCAUGUUUAAAUAUACUUUUUUACAGGUAUUGAUUGCGUUAGCAUUUUAUGCCACAGGAUCGUACCAACGCCCUACAGGCAGUAGUGAGGGACAUUUUGUGGCUCAACAAACUGUCUCUAAAGUUAUUGCCCAGGUUACUGCCUGUCUGAACACAAUCCAAAUGAGACAGAAGUUUAUUAAAUUUCCUAGAACCACUGAAGAACGCAAUAGGAUUAAAACCGAGUUUUACAAGAAGUUUAAAAUCCCAGGUGUCUUGGGAUGUAUAGAUUGCACUCAAGUUGCAAUAAUACGUCCCAUUAUUCAACGAUAAAAAAACUCCCGUGCGAAUAAGGACUAAUAUUCUCAGUAGUAGGACACUCAUUUUUGCCACCUGAUCGCGUAAUCGGCAAUAUCGAAAAAGAGAUACAAUACCUUUGGAAGUAAUUGUAGAGCCCCAGACGUAUUUAGAUAUUUUUAAAAAGUAUGGAACGUUUUUUAGAUUUGGUAGCGACCUUAAUUUUUAUGAUUGGAAAUCGAGCGUUAAAACUGUAUUAGAGUUACCUGGAUCUUGAACUUUCAAUUUAAUGCCUCCAAGAGAUUUUUUUAAGAAUAGAUCUUAAUA
Molecule: messenger RNA, 5546 nt
Organism: Spodoptera frugiperda (fall armyworm)
Lineage: Eukaryota; Metazoa; Arthropoda; Insecta; Lepidoptera; Noctuidae
Exons: 2
Coding region: 1410-3581 (723 amino acids)
Cellular component (GO): nucleus
Molecular function (GO): DNA binding
Source: RefSeq, a predicted model, not a curated record